Labrus bergylta (ballan wrasse) is the source of this 3035-nucleotide messenger RNA. NCBI's taxonomy places the organism in Eukaryota, Metazoa, Chordata, Actinopteri, Labriformes, Labridae. The record is from RefSeq and is a predicted model, not a curated record.
CGCAGCAACGAUCUUUGAAUACAGCAGAAACAAGUGAAACUGCAGGUUGGUGAUGUUUUUCUGACAGGAAUCAAACCGACAACUGUGAUAGACAGGCAGACAGACAACUUCACAGACUUAUUUCUUUCUUACAGCUUCUGCAAAAACACGACGUCACAACUCGGCACUAACAACAGACGUGUGUUCUCUGAAGCAGCGAUGAAGGAGCAGAACUUUAAAGAGGAGGUGGUGAAGAUCAUGGAGGAGGCACCAAACGCCCGGAAAGCUCUGCUGGAAAACUACGACAACCUGCUGAAUGUGGCCGACUACUGCUGCAGCAACUACAUACAGUCAGGUGAGGACAACAUGAAGGCAUUGGAGGAAACGAAGAACUUCACCACCCAAUCACUGGCGAGCGUUGCCUACCAGAUCAGCACUCUGGCCAGUAGCGUUCUGAGUCUGCUAGACGCUCAGACCAAUCAGCUUUGUCACAUGGAGUCUUCCAUCAACCUCAUUGGUCAGACGGUUGAGAUGCACAAAGAGAAAGUAGCUCGGAGAGAAAUCGGCGCCUUCACAGCGGUGAGACGAGUCCCACGCAGCCACAAGAUCCUCCCUCCUUCUCAACCUCCCGCUGGUACACAGCAACGCCCAUCCUACAGCCGCCGUCCAAUCAACUACCAGCAGCUUGACAGCGUGGGACACGGCAUGAAGGUCUCUGGGAAACAGUCAGACCGAACAGGAACCAUCCGGAAACACGGAGCCUCCGUCAGGUCCAACAAAUCCCUGGAGCCGGUUCAGUGCCCGGUGGCACCCCCUGUCACUGGCUCCAGUUUCGGGAAACCUGUUGCUCCGCCCACUAUUCCCACCACCUACCCGGCCACACCUGAGUGUGACAUCAUCCCUGUCCUCCUGGACGAUGCUCCGCCUCCUCCUCCUCCUCCUCCUCCGCACGCUGCGAAUGGAAUAUCAAGUCUGGAUGAGGAGGUUAAUAACUCCUCCAUCCCACCACCACCUCCACCUCCUCCAUCUGACUCAUCAGUACUAAUGGCGGCACCGCCCCCUCCUCCUCCUCCACCGGAGUCAUCAGGAGCAUUGAUGGCUCCAGUUGCUCCGCCCCUUCCUCCUACAACACAUGUAUUGGAGGAGAUCAGCCUCCCACCUCCCUCUCCUCUUCCUCCCCCACCUGAUGAUGACAGCUUCCCUAUGCUACCCAGUGACGGCUCAGAACUUCCGGCCCCGCCCCCUCCACCUCCAUCCAGCCAGGAUUUAGAGGUGACCCUCCCUACCAGGAGGAGCCGCCGCCGUCGCUCGCCCCCCACCACUCGCUCUCUCUCUAUGAGGGUCCGCUCUGGCCCCGCCUCCCGCUGCCGCCACACACGCUCUCUCUUUCUGCCUGCUGUCCAGUCAUUGAUGAUCCCCCCUCCUCCCCCCUACCCUCCCCCAAAUGCUCCUCCUCACCCCUCCUCCUCCUCCUCCUCUUCUUCCUCCUCCUCCUCCUCGCCUCGGCUCUGCUUACCUGCUCGCCUCGAACACCUGGAUCUAGAGAUCCCAUCUACGCCCCCUCCGCCUCUGUUCGAUGACAUGGGUGUUUUUGAUGACAUCAUGCCACCUCUCCCUCCACCAGUGGACUACGACAUGGACGCCCCCCCACAGUACCUUGAGAAAGUGGUGGUGCUGUACAGCUAUGAGGCCUCCAAACCGGACGACCUCUCCAUGGCAGAGGGCGACAUCAUCUACCUGACACAUCGUCAUGACAACGGCUGGUGUGAGGGCUUUCUCAAUGGGAACAGAGGCUUCUUCCCUUCAAACUACAUCCAGUCAUGUGGCUAGACCGAAGCCCCGCCCUCAAUCUGUGGCUUCACAAGGAUUUGUUAUAUUAUUGUAAACUUAUCAAUCAGUGUUUUAAUAUUUAUCUGAACUUCUGCCCCACGGUGGUACAAAACUGUAACAACAGGUACCCAAGAAUUGAAUAGUAUUUAUAUAAGUUAAUGUUUUAAAGGAGCAAUAUGUAACUCUGACUCGUAGCAUUUAAAAAGAAAAUACUUCAUCCCAAAUUCAAAACAUUGGAGAGAGCUGCCUCCCCUCCUCCCUACAGUCUUCACGGACAGGGAAGCUUCAGUGUUUAUCCAGCUCUGCAUCGGUCUUGAAACAUUUCCGCGUUCUAUCUCUGAUAUUUAUCCUAGUUUUACCACGUUUCUGCUCGUGGAGCUUAUUAGAAACAUGCCGAAGCUUUUUAAGUCGGAUAGAAUCAGUGAAAUCUGAACCAGUUCGCUUCCAUCGCUGCAACACCUGUUGGUUUGUGUGUGGGCGUGGCUUAAAAAAGCCUACCUUCUCUGGUCAAAAGAAAACCAAACCAUUCAGGACCAGAAUAUAAACUUGCCAGAGAAAUCGGAAAUACAACAUAGCAUGUUUCCUUAAUUUCUGAUGAUAUAGUAAGGUCAUUUUAUGAUUUAAUUCAGUAGAUAUAUUACGUACUGCUCCUUUAAGCAGCUCGUUAAAGCGGUAUUAACAACAUUACAGAGCUGAAUUUGUUAUAGGAACAUUUUACUUAAAAAAAAAAGAAAAACGGCAAUAAUGCACAAUGUCAAACACAAUUAAAACAAUAUAUUCAGAUUUAAUACAUGCAUAGCCAACAUAAUUAUAUGUUUGAAAUCAAGUGUAAAUGUAGUUCUGUUGUAUUUAAAUAAAGUGUAGACCACUUUUGUGAUGGGCAGAAAAAAUGUAACUUUUGCUUCAACAGGAAUUUGUAAAGCAGUGUUCUUUGACUGUGAUUAUUGACUGCCUGUCAGUCUGAACUGAGGGCCACAGUGCCCCCUGCAGGCCGCAAACACAAACUACACAGUGCAAAGCUUUCACUGUUAAUUCUCUGGUUAAUAAUUCUAUACUUUUGUACUUCAUUAUUAAUGAAACUAUUGUUGAGGUUAUUGAUUAAUUUUAACAUCAUUAUUGUUUCAUGAGUCUUUGACUAAAUGUUUCAUCAACAUUUUUCUUUUUUGUGUGUGCAUACGUUUGAUAUUAUAAAUUGUUACGGAUGCAUUAAAAAAAACAAAAAAUAA